AACCCCCCCCCCCCCCCCCCCCCCAACAUUUGCAUGAGCUCACUUCAUCGUAAAUAGAUGAUUUUGCUUCUGAACCUGCUAGUCACACUUUGAAGAGUGUUGAACUCAUUUUCUGAAGGUUGCCCUAGAUUUCCUUUGCGUGAGUUUUGUCGUCAGCAGCAGGUACUGCCGUAUUUUUCUGCUUCCACUGUUAAAUGUAGCAAGCUAACGACAAACUGAGGCAAAUAUUAAUACCAAGCUCCAUGCAAUAUUGAUGAAGAAAACACAGGGGAAGGGCACUAGGAAGGGCUUACAGCUCCACUUAUCAGAGAGAAAGAGAGAGAGAGAGAGCGAAAAAAGAUUUGCUUUGACUUUAAAUGGCACAUAACCUGCCAAGCCUCGCAAAGAGAUUUCAGCUCAGCCUCUUCUAUACAGAAAAAGAUGACACUAUUCAUCAAAGCAUGCUGGGCACUUCUUACUCACAGUGUUGGAGAGAAACUGCUCAGAUUUGAUACAAAGAAGAAGAGAUUAUUGUAGAACUGCAACCAGAGAGUGUUUUCACUUUAAAAAUACUCUAGAUGACUUUCCCAGUUGAUUAGAAAUUAAUUGUUUAGUAAAAAGAAAGGGAAUGUCAGUGACUAUCCCAGCUUUAUCAUCCAAAUCAAAAUUUGUUGUAUAAUCACAUUUCUAAAGCCAAAACCAGUUAUUAUGCGAUUUUGUUUAUACUGAAACAACUCUUAGUUAUUAGAGUACUUAACAUUACAUUUUGUGGGGAUUUCUAAUUGAUUAUUCAGCCAAAGGUGUUUUUUUGUUUGUGUGCAUGCUCCUAUCUGCAUGUGCAUGUCUCCUCUUGUGAUGUGUAAACACAAGAAAAGUGUGUUUACAGCACGCCAACCUUGAAAGAUCGCCUACAUUACCCUACAAGACAUCACUGCAUCAUUAUAACAUUGAGCUGACACAGUGGUGCCUUUACUAAUUAAUAGAUUUUUCCUGCCCCGAAGCUCCCUCAAAAACAAAAGUUCAAAACACCGCUUGUUUUGUGAAUGCAUAUUUUACGUUAUGUUAUCAUCCCCACCUGAAACCCAGUCAUCCUUGAUGAUACGUAUGGUUUAAGGCUUUUUCCUGUCAUGUCAUUGUCAUUCCAUUUCACAGGUCCCCCUGUAAACGUUACAUGCAAUAUUUUUAUCAACAGUUUCGGCUCUGUCACAGAGACAACUAUGGUGAGUUCCUCUGGUAUUUGGUUGAUUUUUGUCCUGUUCAAUGUGUCAAUAUGUUAUCUAUUCCUCAACCUGCAGGUCCACCAGUUAAUGUUACCUGCAACAUAUUUAUCAACAGCUUUGGUUCUAUAGCAGAAACUACAAUGGUGAGUUGAGUGUUGUAUUUGGACAUGUUUUAAAGCCCUGACCUCUCCUAUGGAGUUACGACUGAAUCAUCCUGUUUUUACUUAGCCUUGCUGACCUUUUUUAAAACAUCCUUCCAUGCCAUGUCUUCCUAUUCAUUAAAGAAGAUUUAGUUCUUUGCCAUCAAGAAGUUUAUUGGCGGGCUAUACAGUCAAAUAUUGGUUUCUGCUCCCAUGAGUCUGGUUUUACUAUUUCAUACAACAAAUCCCGACAAGUCACUUAAGCAGAGCCAAUAAUUGACAGUGGGGGGCUGGGGCUUUCAAACAAACUGAUGUGCAAUACAUGAGGUGUGAAGGCAUCCAGCUCCUGAAGGGUAAAAAUAUAAAACCUGCGGGGCUGCACUGAAACUAAUCAGGAUCAAAGAAUUCGUAAUGAGUGAUAAUAACUACUUAGAUCAUAAAUGGAAAAUGUUAAUUUGCGCAGGAGGUGGAACAUGUAAGAUUGCCAGGGAAUUACACAGUAUUAAGACAGGCAUGCAGAUAUUUGGAACCGCCAAUAUGCUGAUAAAAUGUCAAGCAACAUAAGGGCUUCUCAUCAUCAUGACAUAUCAAUUACAUUGAGCUUUGUGACACUCAGUCUACUGCUAACUGUGCUGUCAGAUGCCUCCUCUUCAGGCUCUGCAUCUGAUAAACACCUCAUUUAGCUUCUCUUGCAUAAUUUUGAAAAAGAAACGUUAUGGUGAGGUCGCUUGUGAAUGCAGCUUGCAACAAUACGUAGUCAUGAAAGUUGUCAUGAGUACACAUGUAUGAUAAAUUAAGAUUAAUUUUGAUGGUAUUGCUGAAUGAUAUAAUUUUUGCAAAAUGUGCAUUGGAACAAAUUUGUCACUCAUUUUCCUUUUAUUACUUUUCACGGAUUAUUACUGAUGUUACAGGAUUGGUUUCGAUCCUUCUGCUUUGCAAUAAAAGUUUUUAAAAAAGAUCAUCAAAACACACUGAAAGCACCAAAAACAUUCAUUACUGUCUGGUCUAAAGAUGCAUUUCAUUUAUUAUUUGUGUUUUAGAAAAGAUUACAGAGUGAACAUCUUCCUGCGGCAGAAGUGGAAUGACCCUCGGCUGGCGUACAGUAAAUACCCAGAUUCCUCCCUUGACCUGGACCCAUCUAUGCUGGACUCCAUAUGGAAGCCUGACCUCUUCUUCGCCAACGAGAAAGGAGCCAACUUCCAUGACGUCACCACAGACAACAAGCUGCUGAGGAUCUUCAAAGAUGGGACUGUCCUCUACAGCAUCAGGUUGACUCUCAUUCUAUCGUGCCCGAUGGAUCUGAAAAACUUUCCAAUGGAUGUCCAAACUUGUACGAUGCAACUGGAAAGUUUUGGAUACACCAUGAAUGACUUGGUGUUUGAGUGGCUGGAGAACGGUGCAGUACAGGUGUCGGAGGGACUCACCCUGCCUCAGUUUAUCAUGAGGGAUGAGAAAGAGUUGGGCUACUGUACCAAACACUACAACACUGGGAAAUUUACCUGUAUUGAAGUUAAAUUCCACCUGGAGCGCCAAAUGGGCUACUACCUGAUCCAGAUGUACAUUCCUUCUCUCCUCAUUGUCAUCCUCUCGUGGGUGUCUUUUUGGAUUAAUAUGGAUGCUGCUCCAGCCAGAGUGGCGCUGGGAAUCACCACUGUGCUUACCAUGACCACCCAAAGCUCUGGGUCCAGGGCUUCUCUUCCAAAGGUCUCCUAUGUGAAAGCCAUUGAUAUCUGGAUGGCUGUGUGUCUGCUCUUUGUAUUUGCUGCAUUGCUCGAAUAUGCUGGGGUUAAUUUUGUCUCCAGGCAACAGAAAGAGUUCCUUCGCCUGAGGCGAAGACAAAGGAGGAAUCACAAGGAUGAUGAUCUGCGUGAAGGCCGCUUUAAUUUUGCCGGCUACAACAUGAGCCAAUGUCUGCCAACAAAGGAUGGCUCAGCUGUUAAAAAUGCUGUUCCAGCUCCCAACCCUCAACAACCAGCCUCAAAGGACAUAGACACCAUGAGGAAAAAGUUUGUGGACAGAGCCAAGAGGAUCGACACGAUCUCACGGGCCGCCUUUCCUCUGGCUUUCCUCAUCUUCAAUGUCUUCUACUGGGUUACCUACAAGAUCAUCCGGCAUGAGGACAUCCAUAAAAAGUAAAGACUUUGCCGUCGGCUGAGAACAUAUUUUACAUUUCUCAGAUUGAGAAAUGCUUAGAAAGCACAGGGAGAUGAGAGGGUAAACUGUGCAUUGAGAGGCACCAUUGUGGUAAUGGUGGUGUUCUUUCAGGGAUAACGUACAAUAUUUAUGAAUCGUACAGUAAUGUUCAUGAUUUGAUAAUGUGAACAGUUGUUCAGACACAGAUGCUUUAUUUGUUCUUGUACUGCUGCAAAAUAUUUUCUGAAGAUUAUAGAGAAAAGGUCUUAGCUCAAGACUCACUAACAUGCUGGAGAAGAUGGACCAAAAUGAUUUUGAAUUGAUUCAGCCUUGAGGUCUACAACCAAGAAACAGAGGAACAUUCCAUGAAUCCGUAACUCUAAGGUAGCUCUGUCAAGCCCUCAAGAAGUUUUGCAAAUUUUCUUACCGAGGUAGCAUAGGACUGUUUUAUAAUGUACUUCUGUCAUAGAACUUCCACCCUAUUUAUACAAAACAUAGCUCUCACAUAGCAUUACAUAACUUUUGGGGCCAGGGACCUCUAAAAAACAUGUUUCAAGAAACCCUUAACAAUUGUAACACCAAAUUAGCUGAUGUGGGUCUUAGAAUCGCUGGAUGACGUUGAAUAACUCAGUUUCUUAAUGCUUGUCUGCUACUUAGAUGGCUAACAAGCCAAGCUAAACAGCACCCCGUCCAGACUUUUUUUUCCUUUUUUUGCACAGUUGUCACACUUACAUGUUUCAGAUCAAUUUUAUUAUUAGACAAAGACAAUAUGAAUAAAUACACAAUGUAUUUUUCAAAUGGUGAUUUCAUUUAUUAAGGAAAAAUAGUUACUCAAAACUUUGCGAUUAUAGCCAAAACCUGAUGACUUGUUGUUCCAGCCUUGGCAGUAAGAACUGCAGUCAAGAGUUUGAGAUAAUUAUUUGAGCCGUUCAGAUUUUAGACAUGCUGGUGUGUUUCAAAUCAUUGUUCUGCUGCAUAACCUGCUGAAAAUGAUGGCUGGACAUUCUCCUUUAGGAAUUUCUGGUACAGUGCAAAUUUCAUGGUUCCAUUAAUUACAAUGACUCGUCCAGAUCCUAAAACAGCAAAGGAGCCUCAGACCAUGAUACUACCACCACCAUGCUUGACUGUUGGGAUAAUGUUCUUUUUAUGAAAUGCUGUGUUAGUUUUAUGUCAAUAUGUAACACAACAAAAAAACCCUUCAAUGAGUCAAUAACUUGGUUUCUCAUCUGUUUCUUUACAUUGUGGCAUGAAUGUCACAAUGUAAAGAACUUCACCUGGUCAGGCGAAGUUGACUGGUUUAUGGGAUUUAUUGAUUCUGCAGGUCUCACAGUAAUCAGGCCUGAGUGUAGCCAACUAAACUGAACUUAAGUCAUUACAUCUCUUAUAUUAGUCCAUGUUUUAUCCUUUGAAUCCCCUCUUGCAUUUACCAUUAAAUUGGGAAAGGAGACACAACAGUGUCAGAAUGAGGCUCUCUGUGUUGUUUAACAAGGGGGACAAUUACUUUUUCACACGGGGACAAGUACGUUUGGUGAGCUUUUUUUCCCUUAACAAAUGAAACAAUUAUUUAAAAAUAAAAUUUUGUAUUUGCUCAGGUUAUUUUUUUCUAAUACUAACAUUUAUUUGAUGAUCUGAAAUAUUCAAGCGUGACAAAUAUGCAAAUAAAGAAAUAAAUAAGGAGUAAGAAAUCAGAAAGGGGACUUUUUCACCGCACUGUAAGUGGUUUCACAUAAGAUUGAUAUCAUCUGUCAUAAUCAUGCCAGAGUUUCUACUGACCCAAAUAUAACACGGGGUGCACCCAAUUUAGUGCUGCAAAUGAUUCCAAUCCCUUUUAAAUGAUAGAAAACAAUCUAUCUGUCUUUAGCUCAUAAUUUCGCCCUUGUGGAUCCCCUGGCUUUACUUUGAGAACCACUGUUUCGAACUAUACGAGCAGAGCACUAAACUAAGCAGCAGUAAAUGUCUCAGGCAUGGGUAUGAAUAAGUCAGAUGAAAAUCUGGAAUCAGGAAUUGGGUUCUGCAUUUUUACUAAAUCCUGAGGCCUUAGAUGUCAACGAUUUGGUCGGAUAAAGUGCUACGCUUCUCUGUUUUCCCCUUUUGGGUUGGUCUAUCACAGCUGAACGCAGCCUUUGAGCUUUUCUACCGGUGGCCAGACAUCCAAAGGUACUUAAAAAUGUUUCCUUUUUCUCUAAGUGAAUUAUAAAUAUUCGGAAAUGAUGUCACCUUUUUGUUGAUGUCUUUAACUUUGCUUUUCAUUCUUGUGCAGUUUAUUUAGCAAAAUAUCAUAUAUCUCACAUGAAAAAGGUAUAAUGGCUUAUUUUGAGGGGGUGUAUAGGUAAGCCCACAAACUGUGAACAUGCACUAUGUUGCUUAAUGUUAUCACACGGCCGUAUUCACGUGAAUUAUUUUAAAUUCCAGGGUUAAUACCCCCAGGUAUGUAAGGUAUAGUUCUAGAAUUUGAGCUAUGUUUUUGUAGAUUUAGUCAAAUAAAAUAUUUAUUGUAAUGGGAAAAGGUUAUGUUUGUUAUAAAAUAAUAUCUUUCUGUAUUCUUCCGCUGUGGACUGUUUCCCUUCACUUGUUUGUUGCUGGCUGAUGAUAUUUGUUUGUAGAUGGACUGAAAAGUGAAGGACAGAUCUGCAUAACAGUAAUGGUACAAAGCAGCUAAUGACCCUUGCACUCCUUAUAUACUGUGGUGACAAACUCUUUUCUUGAAUGCUAUUCAUGAAAAAAGGUUAUUUAUUGGUCUGUACAUCAAUAAAAUUGACUGUGCACCAUAUUUACUUUA
Messenger RNA from Oreochromis niloticus (Nile tilapia), 6251 nucleotides. RefSeq names its product glycine receptor, alpha 2 (gene glra2). The transcript is spliced from 7 exons. Lineage: Eukaryota; Metazoa; Chordata; Actinopteri; Cichliformes; Cichlidae. Bases 2351 to 3475 code for a protein of 374 amino acids. Gene Ontology annotation, molecular function: glycine binding; transmitter-gated monoatomic ion channel activity; transmembrane signaling receptor activity. The record is from RefSeq and is a predicted model, not a curated record. Gene Ontology annotation, biological process: monoatomic ion transmembrane transport. Gene Ontology annotation, cellular component: plasma membrane.